Molecule: messenger RNA, 1141 nt
Organism: Epinephelus moara (kelp grouper)
Lineage: Eukaryota; Metazoa; Chordata; Actinopteri; Perciformes; Serranidae
Source: the annotation of a RefSeq genome assembly
AUGGCUAGCCUACGUAAAACACAUCCCCUCCUAAAAAUCGCAAAUGACGCACUGGUUGACCUCCCAGCCCCCUCCAACAUUUCAGUCUGAUGAAAUUUUGGCUCGCUACUCGGACUCUGCCUUAUUGCUCAAAUUCUCACAGGCCUAUUUCUAGCCAUACACUACACAUCAGAUAUUGCCACAGCCUUUUCGUCUGUUGCCCAUAUCUGCCGAGAUGUAAACUACGGCUGACUUAUCCGCAAUAUACAUGCCAAUGGGGCCUCUUUCUUUUUCAUUUGCAUUUAUGCCCACAUUGGACGAGGACUUUACUACGGCUCUUACCUUUACAAAGAAACCUGAAACAUCGGAGUUGUUCUUCUCCUCCUAGUAAUAAUAACAGCUUUCGUUGGCUAUGUCCUCCCCUGAGGACAAAUGUCUUUUUGAGGUGCCACUGUCAUUACCAAUCUUCUAUCUGCCGUCCCCUAUAUUGGUAAUACUCUGGUCCAAUGAAUCUGAGGAGGCUUCUCCGUAGAUAACGCCACCCUCACCCGUUUCUUUGCAUUCCACUUCUUAUUCCCCUUUGUCAUUGCAGCCGCCACUGUACUCCACCUCCUGUUCCUUCACGAAACAGGCUCAAACAACCCCCUCGGACUUAACUCCGACGCAGAUAAAAUCUCCUUCCACCCAUACUUUUCUUACAAAGACCUACUAGGGUUUGCAGCCUUACUUAUUGCACUUACAUCCCUAGCACUAUUCUCCCCCAACCUAUUAGGAGACCCAGACAAUUUCACCCCUGCCAACCCCCUCGUCACGCCUCCCCACAUUAAGCCUGAAUGAUACUUCUUAUUCGCUUACGCCAUCCUACGGUCAAUUCCAAACAAACUGGGAGGAGUCCUGGCACUACUAGCCUCAAUUCUAGUCUUGAUACUAGUUCCAUUACUUCACACCUCCAAACAACGAGCCCUAACCUUCCGCCCCCUUAGCCAGUUCCUUUUCUGAACUUUAAUUGCUGAUGUAAUUAUCCUCACCUGAAUCGGAGGUAUACCUGUAGAACACCCAUUUAUUAUUAUUGGCCAAAUUGCAUCCGUCCUAUACUUCUCGCUCUUCUUAUUUUUAAUACCAGCAGCAGGAUGAGCAGAAAACAAAAUCCUCGAAUGACGGU